Carassius gibelio (silver crucian carp) is the source of this 2748-nucleotide messenger RNA. RefSeq names its product mediator of RNA polymerase II transcription subunit 15-like. Bases 100 to 1383 code for a protein of 427 amino acids. Gene Ontology annotation, biological process: regulation of DNA-templated transcription. The record is from RefSeq and is a predicted model, not a curated record. The transcript has 8 exons. Lineage: Eukaryota; Metazoa; Chordata; Actinopteri; Cypriniformes; Cyprinidae. Gene Ontology annotation, molecular function: transcription coregulator activity.
CAUUGAAAAGAUUCGACUCAGUAAAGUGAUACACGAUUCGGACAUCGCUAGACGCUAAUCUGGAAACAGCUUGUUCAACGUUAUUCAGCGUUAUUAGUUAUGGAUGUGACGGGUUCUGAUAGUGAUUGGAGGAGUACAGCCUUUCGACAAAAAGUAGUGGCCCAAAUAGAAGAAGCCAUGAGAAAAGCAGGAACUGCUCACACAAAGUCCAGCACUGACAUGGAGAACCAUGUUUUUAUCAAGGCAAAGACCAGAGAGGAGUAUUUGUCUUUAGUUGCAAGACUGAUAAUUCAUUUUAGAGACAUUCAUAAAAAGUCACAAGAUCCUAUGAAUGCCCUGCAAAGUAUACCAGGAGUGGGUGGAGGUGGUCCUGGAGUUAUUGGCAUUGGACCACGGCCCCCUGGUGUACAAAUGGGUGGGAUGGGGCAAAUUCAAAUGGGUCAACAUGCCAUGCAGGGAGGUCAGCAGGGUGGUGCUGCCGGGCAGAUGCCGAUGAUGCAACAGCAGCAGUCUAUUCAAUUUCAGCAGUUUCAGGCACAGCAACAGGCAGCCAUGCAGCCUCAGCAGCCAGCACCUAUGCAGCCGAAUGCCAUGCAGUUCCAACAGAUAAGGCAGCAGCAGCAGCAGAAUCAACAGCAGCAGCAGCAGCAGGCCCAGAAUCAGCAGCAACAACAGAACCAGUUGCACCAAACAAGAAUGCAGCAGCAGCAGUUAGCACAAAUGCAGCAACUGCAACAGCAGCAGCAGCAGCAGCAACUGCAACAUCAGCAGCAACUGCAGCAUCAACAGCAACAGCAACUGCAACAUCAGCAGCAACAGCAGCAACUGCAACAGCAACAACUGCAUCAACAACAGGUUCAAGCUCAAGCUCAGGCCCAAGCUCAGGCUCAGGCUCAAGCCCAGGCCCAAAUGCAGCAGCAACAACAGCAGCAGCAGCUUCAAGCUCAGGUCCAGGCUCAGGUCCAAGCCCAGGUCCAGGCUCAGGUCCAAGCUCAGGGUCAAGCCCAGGUGCAGGCUCAAGGAGUUGCAGGUCAGAUGCCCUCUCAUUCUCAGCAGCAACAAGUCAUGGUGCCCCAGUCAAUAGCACAAAUGGCUCCUGGACAACAUCAACCCAUCAGCUCACUCAGCCAACAACAGCAGCAACAUCUGAAGCUCCAUCAGGUAAUGCAGCAGGCGAGAGUAUUGCAGCAGCAGCAGCAGCAGCAACAACAACAACAACAACAACAAAAACAACAACAGCAGCAACAACAACAACAACAACAACUACAGCAGCAGCAACAACAACAGCAGGCUCAGCAGCUCCAGCAAGCCGGCCAGCACUCCACAGUCCCUGGCCAGGUAAGCCCAGUGCAAGCUGUGGUGAGGACUGAGAUGAGAGACUAAGCGUGGAAUAAUUGCAUGCUACCAAAAUCAACACUUGAAUUUCCUUUGAAUGUCAAAUCUCUAUUAUUUGCCUGGUGGUGGGCUGUAGUGUACUGCACAUAUCCUAAUAACAACACAAGUAUUAUACAUCGACAUUAUUUUUGUCAACAGAGGUUCAGUUGUUGGCCACAGAAGUGAGCCGCGUUCAGAUGAUGAUACAACUUUAUUGUCAAGCAAGUACUGAAAUGUGUCUUGCGUUACAGCAGGUUCACUCACAAUCACAAAACUUUGUCACAUGGGCAAAACUGGUUCUCUGGUCAGUAUACAUAAAAUAUAGGCCAGGCAUCAAAACUAUACGUUGAACUACACUUUAAAUUAUUAUUUCUUUCUCUGUACAUUUGAAAGUCUAGUGUUCAAUUGUAUUAAUUUUUUUUCUGAGCAAAACAUUUUCACUACGAUGUAUAUAAGACAUUCACUACAAUGUAACAAUAGUUAAUAUUCCAAAAAAUAUUUGGAAAAUUAAUUUAUUUAAGGGUUACUGUGCAGCCCUAAAAAGCUAAUGAAUUGUAAUUUUAAAUCUUUACCAAAUUUUUGCCACUACCCUUCAAACCACUAGGUUUAACCUUAGGUUUUUUUUUAUCAAGGUUUUAUUCAUUUGAAAUAAUAAUAAAUUAAAAAAAUCACAAAUCUUACCUUUCGUUGGGGAAUAAGAAUUUAAAAUGGGGGGAAAUAUCAUUGUGACAUAAAUGUUUUUCUGUAAUAUAUAAUAAUAAUAAAUUUUUGAUGUGCGGCAAAAGAUAAUUGAACUUCACAAAUUAGAAAGCGACUUUAAGAAAAGAGCUAGAGCAGUGAAAAUUCCAAUUUCCACCAUCAGGGCAAUAAUUAAGAAUUUCCUAACAACAUUAAAUGUUGUGAAAAUGCCUGGAAGAGGACAUUUGUUUCUAUAUUGUCCUAAAGCAUGGUGAGGAGGAAAGUUUAGUGGCCAGUUUUAGAUACAUGGCAUCUUUGAUUCUACCUUAUACCAAAAGAUAAAGUCUAAAAUUGACUGACUUAGAAAUCUUAUAAUGGGCCAUGUUUGGAUGUUCCAACUGGACAUUAAUCCUAAAACAAACAAAAAAAGGAGUGGGGUUAUCUGAAGAGGAGAAGCAUCAACAUGGAGCUGUGAAUCUGAAGGAUUUGGAGAGAUUCUGGAUGAAGGAAUUGUCUCUGAUCUCUUGUCAGGUGCUCUCUAACCUCAUCAGGCAUUAUAGGAUAAAACUCAGACCUGUUGUUAUGCCAAAUGGAGGUUUAAAAAGAUCAGUGAAUAAAAAGCAUGCAGGCUGAUACUGAUUCCGAUACAAUACUGAAAUCUCUUUGCUGAAAGCGUAGUUUGUUUUACAGGUAAUC